AUGACGGUUACCAUGCAACUUUGCAUAGACAGUAGAGUUCAAAUUACCAUGGCUAUCACUUGUGGAACUUUCCGCGAUAUCCGCAAUAUCCUUGUGGAGGUAAUCGGGAGACAGGCUCAUCGCCGUGGAGAUUGGGUAUCUCGGUCUGAAGCAAAAGUUUUAUUCACUGCUCCUGUUCCCACUCUCACCGAGAAAGAAGUGAAUCUCCGCGGACGUGUCAAGAUUUCUAUCUGGAGCAUGGAGCCAUCAAACAUUCUGAAUAUUGUCACUGCUCGUAGUUUGUAUAGUCCAAAUACAGGACUUGAAUACUCAGCUGAAUUUCAACUUGUAGGGAAUACCGAAUUCAACACUCGAACUCAGUAUUGA
Sclerotinia sclerotiorum 1980 UF-70 is the source of this 366-nucleotide messenger RNA. RefSeq lists its product with no specific name. The coding region runs from base 1 to 366 and encodes 121 amino acids. The transcript has 3 exons. The record is from RefSeq and is a predicted model, not a curated record. NCBI's taxonomy places the organism in Eukaryota, Fungi, Ascomycota, Leotiomycetes, Helotiales, Sclerotiniaceae.